Molecule: messenger RNA, 3263 nt
Organism: Nerophis lumbriciformis (worm pipefish)
Lineage: Eukaryota; Metazoa; Chordata; Actinopteri; Syngnathiformes; Syngnathidae
Gene: rhobtb4
Product: Rho related BTB domain containing 4
Biological process (GO): small GTPase-mediated signal transduction
Molecular function (GO): GTPase activity; GTP binding; protein binding
Source: RefSeq, a predicted model, not a curated record
AUGAAAUCAGCUGGGGGGGAAACAACAACACAAAAGGAGGUGGCUCAGACUGGAACCGAGUGUCUGGACCAUUUAUGUGUACAUUUCACCACAAACAAAACAAAACAAAAGAGUUAGUCUCGGCUCCAAAAGGCGUGUAUUACCAACAGUGGAUGGUUCAACUCGACGGGGGCGCGCGAAGCUCCAAGAAGGCGGCACGGGGAAGCAGGAAGAAGGGGAUGUGAGAGGUGCUUUCUUCUGUGGCGCCUUGCAAAUACACGAUCUUUGUGUUCGACCGGACCUCAGCAACACGACCGUUUUGUUCCUUUGCCUGCUUUCUGACCCCGCAGCAGAGUGGCAUGUGGGUCAGUUCCGGAACCGUCGGAAGGGCUCUCUCCAUGGAUAUAGACACAGACUAUGAGCGGCCCAAUGUGGAAACCAUUAAAUGUGUGGUGGUAGGGGACAACGCAGUGGGCAAGACCAGGCUUAUAUGUGCCCGAGCUUGCAAUGCCACCCUCACACAGUAUCAGCUGCUCGCCACCCACGUGCCAACCGUUUGGGCCAUCGACCAGUAUCGUGUAUGCCAGGAGGUGUUAGAAAGAUCUCGUGAUGUUGUGGAUGAGGUCAGUGUGUCCCUCAGGCUCUGGGACACAUUCGGGGAUCAUCACAAGGACAGACGAUUUGCCUAUGGCAGGUCGGAUGUCGUGGUGCUUUGCUUCUCUCUGGCUAAUCCCAAUUCCCUGCGCCAUGUCCGCACCAUGUGGUUUCCGGAGAUCAAGCACUUCUGUCCACGGACGCCCAUCAUCCUUGUUGGCUGCCAGCUGGAUCUCCGCUACGCUGACCUGGAUGCGGUUAAUCGGGCACGCCGACCCCUUGCCAAACCCAUAAAACCAACAGAUAUCCUUCCGCCCGAGAGAGGCCACGAGGUGGCAAAGGAGCUCGGGAUACCCUACUAUGAGACCAGCAUUGUCGCCCAGUUUGGCGUUAAGGAUGUUUUUGACAACGCGAUACGUGCCGCCCUCAUCUCCCGUCGCCACUUACAGUUCUGGAAGUCACACUUGAAAAAAGUCCAGAGACCACUCCUCCAAGCACCUUUCCUGCCUCCUCGCCCACCACGCCCCAUUGUUGGAAUCCCAGACCCCCCUCCCAGUGACGGCGAGGGCCCCGAUUCUCUCUUCUGCCACCCGCUGUGCGCAGAUGUUGUUUUCCUGCUUCAGGGCGGCACCACUCGUGUUUAUGCCCACAAAGUGUACCUGGCCACUUCCUGCUCCAAGUUCUACGACCUCUUCACCCUCGAUUUAGGUGCAGCCUGCAUGGGGCCGGAAGGGGAGCAGGAUAAAAGCAAGGAAAGCUCUGACAGUGGGGAGGAAGACGAGCUGAGCAGGAGAGGAGCCAAGGAGCAAGCUGGCCGCACCAAGAGUCUGGACAUUGACAAAGACGGGGUGGAUGGCUGCGCGCGGGGCCUGAAUUGCCCGCCGCUGCUCCAACACGGCUCGUUGCGGACUUCCCAGAGUGAUAAUGCACUCCCCUCACGAGCCCAGUGCUCUCUGGGAGCUCCUGGGAGUGGCCGGGCACUUUCAGGAUGGGGAAGAGGGUUCUUGAGUGUUUGCCUGGAGCAUGUUGAUGACCCCAUGACUGGACGGCUGCGACUAAUGACUGUGGUAGUCAUGGAUGCACUCAUACAGGAGGAGCCAUUUAAGGCGGUCCUUCAGUACCUGUACACCGGCAGCCUGAAUGAGAGUCGAGGCGAUCUGAUGCAGGUGGCCACCAUCGCAGAGCUCCUCGAGGUGUUCGACCUACGGAUGAUGGUGGCCAAUGUGCUCAACAGGGAGAGUUUCAUGAACCAGGAGAUAACCAAGGCAUUCCAUGUCCGCAGAGCCAACCGCAUCAAGGAGUGUCUCAACAAAGGCACCUUUGCUGAUGUGGUGUUCCGGCUGGACGAUGGCUACCUCCCCGGCCACAAACCCCUGCUCAUCUCCAGCUGUGACUGGAUGGCUGCAAUGUUCCGGGGAUCUUUCAUGGAAAGCUACAUUGAAGAGGUGCCCAUUCCCAGCACGAGUACAGCAUGUAUGCGAGGUGUGUUGGAGUUCCUGUACUGCGGCAUGCUGACACCUUGUCCUCAUCUGGAGUCCAUAGAACUGAUCGUGGUGGCCAACCGUCUUUGUUUACCACGCCUGGUGGCCCUCACUGAGCAGCAAGCCGUUGAUGAGCUCCUGCUGUUGACAGGGAAAGGAGUCGACAUUGAUGGGCAGGUGUUGGCAUACUUGGAGCUAGCGCAGUUCCACAAUGCCAAGCAGCUAUCAACCUGGUGUCUCCAUCACAUCUGCACUAAUUAUAACAGCAUCUGCCGCAAGUUUCCCAAAGACAUGAAGGUCAUGUCUCCAGACAACCAGAAGCACUUUGAGAAGCAGCGCUGGCCGCCUGUGUGGUUCCUGAAGGAGGAGGACCGCUACUUGCGAUCCCAGAAGGAGCGUGAGCACGAGGAGGAGAUCCUGCGCAAGCAGCACACCAAACGAGGCUGGUGUUUCUGGAGACACCCGUCCUCUUCGCCGCACGUCUCCUAGGCGUCCGCCGGCCUGGCCCUUCGUCGGCACCUCGUGCGGCCAGGAGGUUUGAAGCCUUUUCUUUGUCUCUCAAUGCAAAUCGGACUCAGUGUUCCUCGGAUGCCAGCGCGUGGAGAGGGAAUGUACUUUUUGUGCCUCUUUACAAGCGCGGGAAUGCAGCAAUGGCGGACAACCUGACCAGCCUGCGGGUGACAGCAGCACACUCCCUUGGACGUCAUCCCGUCCGUAGAAUGACUGGACUGGGAUCAAGGGCUUUCUAUCUCUCCCAGACGCCACCUUCCAGCUCCAGAAUUUGUAUUUGUUUUUAUAACUUUGCCUUCACUGCAGACUGUUAGCUUGCACACACAAAAACCCGUGCCCAGGAUCUGCCUGUCUACAACCAGCACUGGAUAUCCAGGAAUCGACUCAACACAACUGUAAGUACUUUGAUAAAAAUCGUCCAUUUUGUAAACCCCCGGCACCUUUCUACAUGGCGACCAACCGCUAACUGUUAACUCAGAGCACAUUUCUGGAUGCUGUAGUUUAAGAGGCUUAACCACACCCACUGACCUAUCUAGUCCGUCUCCGUCCUGCACCAUGGUCCAUUCCCUACACUCAAGCUUGCCAAACUGCACUUCAGAGACUUUCCCAAGUGACCACUCAAUAGCAAUGACGGAGCCUUACUUGACGCCUCUUCCUGGAGGCACGAUGCAUCCAGUAUUAAAAAAAAAAAAGACACAA